CAGAAGGAAGGGAAGGAGCCAGCUGUGCUUUAAUCGGGUGCCAGCAGCAGCGCCCCACCUGGAUCCCCGGAAGGGAGGCCGUCCCACGCUUGGGCUGCUGGAACCACAGCAUGAGCCACAGGCGGGGACAAAGCGGGGAAUUGCCUCCUCCCGAGGGGCCGGGGGAGGGCUUGGCCCCACGUCUGCCGGUAGGGCCCCUCCCCUCGGAUCCCCCCAUGCCGGUCCUUUGCCCUCCGUUGUCUGAGAGCGGAUGCGCUUCCUCCCAUUCAGAAGAAGAGAUGGGGUGGAAGCAACUGCGGGGGGGUUCCACCUGCCCAAGGGGCCCAGCUUGGCAGGCAUCUUGUUUCCAAGGGCAACCAACCCAGUAGGGGCAAAGAUGGUGGCCCUCUUCUGCCCCUAAAGCUAGACAGAACCCCUGAAGCUUCUCUGAUGCCUUUCCUUGGGCUCCAGAAUAGUUCCAGAAGGACAGAGGUGUCUGCCAGGAAAAUCCGUAUCAGGGUGAAGGCAAAGGACUUCCGGCCUGCCACCCUCAGGGCCUGGCCCUGGGCAGCCGUUCUUCUGGCCCCACGGGAGCCUCUCUUCCCUUUGUCUGGCCUUGAAAGAGGAGGGGCAGUGGGGACGCCUGCUCAGCGAAUCAAGGGCCCUCUUUGCCUAUGAAAAGUCCAACGAGCUGAAGCUGCUUGACUCAGGAGGUGGGGGUCCAGAUGAACUCGCCAAGCGCUUCCAAAGUGGGCGCAUCAUGUAUGGGUUGUGCCGCCUGUCUGAGUCUGCUGCAGGGACGCCACGGAUUGUCCUGAUCCAUUGGGUUGGAGAGAAAGUCUCGGACUCGCAGCAAGAAGCGUGUGCUGGGCACCUACCGGCCAUCCGCGCCUUUUUUAAGGAGGCCCACCUGGUGCUGAAGGCCAGCCGGGCCGAGGAGGUGACCCGGGAAGGGCUGACACGGCGGCUGUCCCUGGCGGCCCCAUCAGGAGCCGUCUUCUCCAAGAAGGGCAUGGGCAGCGACCCUCAGGAGCUGGUGGGCACCAACUACCAGAAGACCAACCCGCUCCUGGAGAUCCUGCACACCAAGAGAAGCUCCUUCUGGGCACAGGCAGAGAGGGAAGAGGAGCAGAGGCGCGAGGAGGAGAGGAGGCGAGCCCAGGAGGAGCGGCGCCACUGGGAGUGCCUGCGCAUGGAGGAGGAGCGCCGGGAAGCAGCUGAGCGGGAGCGCCGGGUGCAAGAGAAGGAGAAGCUCAUCCAGGAGCAGAGGAAACAGCAGGCCCAGCGGGAUGCGGAAGAGCAUCGGUGGGAAGAGGCCCGUCGGAAGGAGCAAGCAAAGGCGAUCUCUGGGAUGAGUCUUCAGAGACAGCCUAGCGAGAAAGCCAGGCAGGAGGUGGCUAUGCCAGGUUUGCAGCAGCCGCACCCCCCACGGGGCUUCUUCCAGAAGAGAGACCGGCUAGGCUCUGCCUCCAGAGACCCAGGGCCAGGAAUGCCACGGCGCCCUUUUCUCCGCUACCAACGCAGCCUCACGGAAUCCGCUUACAUCUUCCGCCGCCCAGAUCCAGAUCUCUCUGGCAGCUUCCAGGCCUCGGUCCCCCACCUGGCCCCACCCAUUGGCCUCAAGCCCAGCACCCCCACCCCUGUCCCCGAGAGGCGGCUUCCUGGCACUGGCAGCCUGCCUGAGCCCGCUUUGCCACCCACCAGCAGCCCGCCUGUUCCUGCUCCCUGUGAAACAGAGGCAGCGCCACCGUGCAGCACUCCCUGCCUGGCACCCCCAGCCCUCACCCGUGCUUUGAAUGGUGCUGAAGCUGAGUCUGCCUCCCCACCUCAGUCUCCCCAGCUGGCCCCCUCCCCUGAGAAUGAAUCUGAGUCCCCUUGGGGGCAGGGAAGCCGAUGUUCAGUGGUCCUGGGGCCCUGCUGUCCCCUUGCAGCCCCCUACGAGGAAGCUCUGCCCCUCAGCCAUGCUCCAGAAGGGCAAGUGUCCCCCAGCCCGGCCCCAGGCGCUUCUGGAGGGGCAAUGGACUGGGAGGAGCUGCCCAGCCCCAGAGCGAACUCUCCCCCAAGUACUCGUCCAGGGGAGACAGUCCCUGCGAAAGGUGGUUCAAUGGGAGUUGCUCCGGGCCAAGCUGGGUCCAUCCUGCCUUCCGUGCGCAACGGGACAGAAGAAGAGAGAUGGCGCAGAGGCCAGGGGGCCCGGCCCAGCCCGACAGCCAGGCUCCCUGAUGGAAGGCUGGCCUGACUGCCCAGCUGCUGCCCGCUCAGCCAAAGAGAUUCCCGCUUGGAGAAGGCACUCUGUGCAUCUCGUGCCAGAGGGCGGCUCCCACCUGC
This is a messenger RNA of Python bivittatus (Burmese python), 2307 nucleotides long. The record is from RefSeq and is a predicted model, not a curated record. Lineage: Eukaryota; Metazoa; Chordata; Lepidosauria; Squamata; Pythonidae.